Tigriopus californicus is the source of this 1019-nucleotide messenger RNA. RefSeq lists its product as uncharacterized. The record is from RefSeq and is a predicted model, not a curated record. The coding region runs from base 70 to 834 and encodes 254 amino acids. The transcript is spliced from 2 exons. NCBI's taxonomy places the organism in Eukaryota, Metazoa, Arthropoda, Copepoda, Harpacticoida, Harpacticidae.
GACUUAUUCGACAAUCAGUGUCUAACAACUCGAGGAUGAGUAAACAUUCACGGUGCUAAGAGAGUCAUCAUGAAUAUCCAAAAGUCUUUUGCUUUGCUCUCUGUUUUCCUCUUUGCAUUUCCAUCAAGCGCUGAAGAUUUGUUGGAAAAAGUGGAGAACUUGUACUCUCAAUUAGCUGAAUUAUCGACGCAAAUUGAGGAACUCUCCACCACGACAGGUCAAAAUGCCGUUACCGAGGCUUUUUUGGAUGAUGUUGCAUCCAACGAGGCUGAGAAUCUCUCCACCAUCCAAAAUACUGAAGUGUCCAUUAAAUAUGAAAAUCCCUCCACCAAAUUCGCUGUAAGUCACGAUUCGGCACAAGGACCUGAGAAAAUAUCCACUACACACGUUUCCGAAACCCACGAGACGUCGACCCAAGCAAAAGGGUUUUCUGCCCAAAAUUCUGUUGACAAUGUUGCGGUCCCCGAAAAGGAAUCAUCAAUCAUCAAUGAAGGCUUUACUGAAGAUCCUAGAAGCCAAACGGAAGACACAACCGAGGAGCGUUUGCGAGAACCUGAACAACUCACGUCAAACGUUAACGAUGAUGGCGAAACGUUUCAUAUCGACCAUCGCGAAGGUUCCGAAUCACACUCAGGGCACGGUCAAGAAAGUAACACAGUGCCUCCUCAUCGCCGACAAACGACGAGGGAGAAACUCUCCGGCAAUGCCAUGAUUCUAGGUUGGGGUGGCAUUUGUCUCGUCUUGGGUGCCCUAUUCUUUGCAGUGUUCACUCUAGUCGGGAAUCACUUCGCCAAAAAAAGAGAUGAGCAAUCCAGACCCAUUGUGGUAGUUUAAUGCCAGAGCCAAAGUUAUUGCGGGAAGCCCAUAUCGGAAAUAAAGAUAGGACGAAUGUCUCACAGCAUAGUAGUUCAUAGUCAAACUCGCAAGCACAGUAUGACAAGUGGUGUUGAAUCGGUGUGCAUUGUUACAAUUUUAUGAGAAAUACCUGGAAUACAAAACAAUUCUUUGUGCCAUGGGAA